AUGACAUGUUGUUUAUUCGGAUAAUAACGCAUCGAAACGGUGCGAUGUAUGUAAUAUGAACGGUCAACGUCAUUGCACUGACAAACGCGGUCCUAAAGCGAAAACAAUUAUCGAGGAAUGUCAGCGUACACGGUGUAUGCGCUUUUUGCGGUGGCGGUGGCUGUAGUAAACGUGACGGCGAUCUAUCAACCGGAUGAGGUCGGUCCCAAAGGAAAGUUCGAUCAAGCCGUUAAGGAUAUGAUGGACCACGACGAGAACAUGACCCAGGACGUAGCGGAGAUGUUGGUCGCGGCCAAUUCACUGGGCGAUACGCAGGCAAAAGACGACAAAUUGGAUCCGGUGGCAGUGGCUUUACAGACCCACAGGCUCAACAGGGCGCUGAAGACCAUGGACGAAGUGCAGAGGACCGCGGCCGACUUGUACGACCAGUGUUACGACGAAUUCUUGGACCUGUUUCCUGCUUGGCGCAUGUACAUGUUUAGCAACGAUCCUAAGCACAAAAACAAACUGUUCAAUAGCUAUUGUUCGAUUUUGACCCGAUACAAUAUAAAACAAGAGGAACUCUUACAGAACUUAGGUGUACUGGUGGCCCUCGAGAAGACACUGCUUCCCUCCAACGUAUACCCCGACCCCGACCGCCGAAUUGAACCAUCAUCCGACACGGCCGCGGUGCUCGAAAACUUUUGACCCGGUUUUGUUGUUUUGUUCUAUAUUUUUUAUUUUAUGUAUAUUUCUCGGUAUAUUCAAUUAAUAAUUACUGCAUUACUUUCGUUUUGAUCGAUGUACUUACGCCAAUUUAAGCGACAUUGUUAUGAUGUUAUAUGUACACCCGCCAGUUAUGCGUAAACCGAUAUUGUAACAUUAUAUUAUAUAUUUAUAUAAAUUGAGCGUAACAUAAUAUGCAUUGCCGGUACUUUUAUAAUAUUAUAUUUAUACUUA
Messenger RNA from Diuraphis noxia (Russian wheat aphid), 939 nucleotides. RefSeq lists its product as uncharacterized. Lineage: Eukaryota; Metazoa; Arthropoda; Insecta; Hemiptera; Aphididae. The record is from RefSeq and is a predicted model, not a curated record.